This is a messenger RNA of Trypanosoma brucei brucei TREU927, 1602 nucleotides long. RefSeq lists its product as hypothetical. NCBI's taxonomy places the organism in Eukaryota, Euglenozoa, Kinetoplastea, Trypanosomatida, Trypanosomatidae. The coding region runs from base 1 to 1602 and encodes 533 amino acids. The transcript has a single exon. The record is from RefSeq and is a predicted model, not a curated record.
AUGUUCUGUUGCUUUUGGGGACUUCUACUUGCCCCCCGACGCGUGGCAGUUCCUGUGGAUCGAUUGCGCGAGCUGUUUCUGCGGUGCGGAUUACGCAAUGUUGUGGAAAAUAAUGCGGCGCAGUUUGGCGACCGUGCUGUGCUGCAGGCGUUCAUGCCACUGUUCACACCUCAUUUUACGAUAGAGAAUCACCACUUCACGAUGCUGGGCGACAUAGCUAUUGACGAUUUCCUUUCCACAGAGGUGCUGCAGUACGCGAUGCACGCGGGUUUAGUACUAACAGCGAAUGCUUGCAAGCAACUGAACGCAGUGUUGCAUAAUCACUUUACACUUCGUCUUUUCGCUAAAGAUCUCCAUUUCGACGAACUAGCUGUUCCCCUCGGCGUCAAUGACCUUGCGAGAGAUCAGGAUAAUGAGUCGGUGGGGACAGCAAAACUUGAGUUUCUUACUCCCAAACACGUGGGGCUGCGCGGUCGUGACACAUUGGGCACAUCAUUCCACAUGACACCCCUUCGUUGUGGCCAAAGCCCACUUGGUUGGGUUUUCUCGCACUUCGUUGGGGCCGUGCACCACCACUUAGGGCGAGACGCAACCCGGGAACUGCUGUUGCAUGUGUAUGGCAACCGGCUUAAUACGGGUCUCCCAAAUGCUGCCACUAAACUUCUCCUGAGGACACUGCAGCAUUUUCCACCAAUGAACGUUGCGGAGGCUAUUCUCGCCGCUCAAGGACUGCAGGCGCAGUUUGUCUCAAGGACGAGAAGUCUCUCAGCGGGGUGCUGCACCCCUCGCGAUGUCGGUAGCGAUUCCAACAGCAACGGCCAAGGUGGUGGCGGGAGUUGUAAUGAUGAUGAUGUACAUGUAAAAGACGGGAGUGCCGCUAACGGUGAUGUGGUUCUUUGCUCAGGUUUCGGGAUAAGUAAUCCUGCGACUGACACACUAACAAUUGACGAGUUAGUGGAAAGAGGUGAUGAGGGAAAUACCUCUGGGAACGUUAAAGACAUUCUCUCAUCAAUAGCAACCGGGCCCAGGGGCUUAGAUGCCGUCGAUAUGUGGAAACAGCGUGUGGAACGGGAGAAAAAGUUUCUGCAGACGGCAGGUGUUGAUGAUCAUGGCGGUGUAAAUGAUGGAAGCGGUUGGCUACCGUCAGAUGAAUGGGAACAGUGCAAGCGCGGUGCUGCAUCCCGUAAUUCGGUUGACUUUUCCACUGUGGCCAAUUACUUUGCCGAUUCCUACGGGCAGAAGCAGCCUGUGAACGGGCAGAAAAUUGCGCGGCUGAAAUUCAAGGAUCCUGUGCGUGACCCUGUUUUUUAUGAUACACAGUCUGACAUGCGGAACGGUGUUCCCCUAUCCACAGAUGGUGAGCCAGUGAGUAGCUAUCUUGACGGGCUCAACCAACCGCACGCAAGACUUUUCGAAGUGUCCCUUGUUGUCGGUGGGCGUGCGGCUGGAAGGGCAAUUUCAUGGCGGUACACAAGCGCCCGGGAGUCGGCGUGCAAGGCGUUUUUGGGUGCUGUGCUUCAUGAUUUACAACUCAUGAGAGAACGUAGUUGUAGCGGCAAUAAGAGCGAUGAUAAUGAUGAGAGCCCCCACACGAAUGUGUGA